AUGAUAAACACAAAGGGAAAGAGGAAGGGCACUCACUAUAUGUUCUCUAUCCCUUUCAGGAUACACGAGGUGGUUCCUUUUAUCACAUAUAUGGGAAUCUACAGAAUGGGUGAUAUUGUAGACAACAAGGGAAUGGGCACUGUUCAAAGUGGGAUGCCUCAUAAGCGCUAUCAUAGCAAAAUCUUAAGAGUCUACAAUGUCACCCAGCAUGUUGGGGGCAUCAUUGUGAACAACCAGGUUAAGGGCAAGAUAGUCACCAAGAAAAUCAAUGUGCCCAUUGAGCACAUCAAUCACUCUAAGAGCAGGGACAUCUUCCUGAAGCGUGUGAAGGAGAACGACCAGAAGAAGAAGGAAGCCAAGGAGACGGGCACCCAGGUUCAGCUGAAACGCCAGCCUGUGCCACCCAGAGCAGCACACUUCAUGAGGACUGACUGGAAGAAGCCUGAGCUGCUGGAGCCCAUUCCAUAA
Molecule: messenger RNA, 468 nt
Organism: Acomys russatus (golden spiny mouse)
Lineage: Eukaryota; Metazoa; Chordata; Mammalia; Rodentia; Muridae
Product: 60S ribosomal protein L21-like
Exons: 1
Coding region: 1-468 (155 amino acids)
Biological process (GO): translation
Cellular component (GO): cytosolic large ribosomal subunit; ribosome
Molecular function (GO): structural constituent of ribosome
Source: RefSeq, a predicted model, not a curated record